This is a messenger RNA of Penicillium pulvis, 1419 nucleotides long. RefSeq names its product ferritin-like domain-containing protein. The record is from RefSeq and is a predicted model, not a curated record. The coding region runs from base 1 to 1419 and encodes 472 amino acids. NCBI's taxonomy places the organism in Eukaryota, Fungi, Ascomycota, Eurotiomycetes, Eurotiales, Aspergillaceae. The transcript is spliced from 2 exons.
AUGAUUUGGGAUUCAUUCUUUACAUUGGGCCUGCUGAGCCUGUUGGCCUUGGCAUCUGCAUUGCCGAAUGACAUUGUGGCCAGAGAAACCUCAGCGAAUGUUUCAAUCUCAGCGAAUGCUUCAACAUCGGCACCACCUACCCGGUCUCAUCCAACCAGUCUGCCACAUUCCGCAUACAAUGGAACCGCGACCGUUACUGGCGCAAUUGCAGCCACAUCGGUUGGAACUGGUAUACCGUCUGGCAGCGUUGCGCAUAGUGCAACAACUUACCCAAGUGACGGGAAGCUACACAAUGCCGAGCCAGCACCAUAUGACCCUGCUGGAGGCGUCGGGAUGAAUGGGUCAAUCCCUGUGUAUAACGCCAAGAGUGACUUUGACUACGAAUCCUUGGCCCUUACAUUGUAUCAAGAGUGGAUUGAAUUGGAUCUGUUCCAGGAUGCAUUGAAUCGAUUCUCAGUGGACGACUUCAAGUCCGCCGGACUGACGUCCAAAGACCGAGAUCUCAUUGCAUUUAUGGCCCAACAGGAAGUCGGCCACGCAACUAUGGUCAGUAACAUACUCGGCGCCAAAGCGCCACAGCAAUGUGCAUAUAUCUAUCCCCACACCACUGUGGCCGAAUUCAUCGACUUCGCCCAGAAGCUGACCCGAUUCGGCGAAGCUGGUGUUUACGGGUUCCUAGCACAUCUUGACUCCCGCGAAGCAGCCACUCUACUAACUCAAUCCAUCUCAACCGAGGCACGCCAGCAAUUGAUCUUCCGUGAGUUUGAGGGCCUCUUUCCCAUGCCAGAAUGGUUCGAAGUCGGUAUUCCGCAGUCGUGGGCAUGGACCCUGAUGGCACCAUACAUCAGUUGGUGCCCGACGAACCAGACCCGGCUUGUAUGGGAGAACUUUCCAGCCCUGAGAAUCCUUAAUCAACCUAGUUUGUCUAAUGGGGCAAGUGGUGGUGAUAACACGUCCAUGACCCAGAACGAUACUCUUAGCGCAGGAACAAGCGUGGUGACAAGCAGUAGAAAAAAGAGGGUCUUCAGGUCGGGCCGGGACUGCGGCGCUACUGUGACCACUGAAAAUGUCACUCUACUUUCUUACCCGGGUCGCCAGGUCGCGCUGCAGUGGGACAAUCCGGGUAAAGCUGUCGGGCCAAACAACAGUUAUGUCACCACCACCCAAGCGAAGGCGGCCAAGUAUGUCGUAUGGGUUUCACAGCUCAACAUCACAUACACGCCUCUGAUAGGUAAUGGUACUAAUACGACGCUUGGAUAUACUAUCCAGCCAGACUUGCAGACCUAUCAGGGUGAUCCGGCGUUUAACGGGACGAUGUUUAUUGCUAUCACGGAUUCGAACCCACCUUUGACUUCGUUUAAUCUCAGUUUGAUUAAUCCGCAUAUUGUUGCUGGGCCGGCUAUCUACCAGGCCGGUUGA